GCAGCACGCAGCCGCCAUAGUAUGACAACCGACAGACCGGUGGUGUGGUUCCGUGACUGGGAAAUGGACCCGGGCUACGGAGAAUUCAGCUUAGGAAACCACCAGCACAGGACCAUGCAAGCCCACGAGUUGUUCCGGUAUUUUCGGAUGCCGGAGCUGGCUGACUUUGGACAGUACGUGCGCACUCUUCCCACCAACACGCUCAUGGGCUUCGGAGCUUUCGCAGCCCUCACCACUUUCUGGUACGCCACGAGACCCAAAGCCUUGAAGCCGCCAUGUGACCUCUCCAUGCAGUCGGUGGAAGUGGCGGGUAGUGAUGGUGCUCGGAGAUCCACGCUACUUGAUAGUGACGAGCCCUUGGUCUAUUUCUACGAUGAUGUCACAACGUUAUACGAAGGUUUCCAGAGGGGUAUACAGGUGUCAAAUGAUGGCCCUUGUUUAGGCUCUCGGAAGCCAGACCAACCCUAUGAAUGGCUUUCAUACAAACAGGUUGCAGAAAUGUCGGAGUGUGUGGGCUCAGCGCUGAUCCAGAAGGGCUUCCAGGAUGCUGCAAAUAAGUUCGUUGGCAUCUUUGCCCAGAACAGACCUGAGUGGGUCAUCAUUGAACAGGGAUGCUUUGCGUAUUCAAUGGUGAUUGUCCCCCUCUAUGAUACCCUGGGAACCGAAGCAAUCACCUACAUAGUCAACAAAGCUGAUCUCUUGCUGGUUUUUGUUGACAAGCCAGAUAAGGCCAACCUCUUAUUAGAAGGCGUCGAAAAUAAGUUAACCCCAGGCCUUAAAAUCAUAGUUCUCAUGGACUCCUAUGGCAUUGAUCUGUUGGAACGAGGCAAGAAGUGUGGGGUGGAGAUCAUCAGCAUGAAGGCCAUGGAGGACUUGGGAAGAGCCAACAGACAGAAGCCCAAGCCUCCAGCCCCUGAAGAUCUUGCGGUAAUCUGUUUCACAAGUGGAACUACAGGCUACCCCAAAGGAGCAAUGAUCACUCAUCGAAAUGUAGUGAGCGACUGUUCAGGUUUUGUGAAAAUGACAGAGAAAGUGAUGACCUUGAAGGCCAGUGACACACACAUUUCGUUUUUACCGCUUGCACACAUGUAUGAGCAGCUCCUGCAGUGUGUAAUGCUGUGUCAUGGAGCUAAAAUAGGGUUUUUCCAAGGAGAUAUCAGGCUGCUUAUGGAUGACCUCAAGGCGCUUCAACCCACUAUCUUUCCUGUGGUUCCAAGACUGCUGAACCGGAUGUUUGACCGAAUCUUUGGGCAGGCAAACACCACACUGAAGCGGUGGCUAUUGGACUUUGCCUCCAAGAGGAAAGAAGCAGAGCUUCGCAGUUGCAUCAUUAGAAACAACAGCCUGUGGGAUAAACUCAUCUUCCACAAAAUACAGUCGAGCCUGGGAGGAAAAGUCAGGUUGAUGGUCACGGGAGCCGCGCCUGUGUCUGCCACCGUGCUGACGUUCCUGAGGGCAGCGCUCGGCUGUCAGUUUUACGAAGGCUAUGGACAGACCGAGUGCACAGCCGGGUGCUGUCUGACUGUGCCUGGAGACUGGACAGCAGGCCACGUUGGUGCCCCAAUGCCUUGCUGUAUUAUAAAACUUGUGGAUGUGGAAGAAAUGAAUUACCUGGCUGCCAAGGGCGAGGGUGAGAUAUGUGUGAAAGGGCCAACUGUGUUUCAAGGCUACUUGAAGGACCCAGCAAAAACAGCAGAAGUUCUGGAUAAAGAUGGCUGGUUACACACAGGGGACAUUGGAAAAUGGUUACCAAAUGGUACCUUGAAGGUUAUCGACAGGAAAAAGCACAUAUUUAAACUGGCCCAAGGAGAAUACAUAGCACCUGAAAAGAUUGAGAACAUCUACAUACGGAGUGAACCUGUCGCUCAGGUGUUUGUCCACGGCGAAAGCUUGCAGGCAUUUCUCAUAGCAAUUGUGGUGCCAGAUGCUGAGACACUAGGUGCAUGGGCCCAAAAAAAAGGAUUUGAAGGAUCCUUUGAAGAACUGUGCAGAAACAAGGAUAUCAAAAAAGCUAUCCUAGAAGACAUGGUGAAACUUGGGAGGGAUGCUGGCCUAAAACCAUUUGAACAGGUCAAAGGCAUUACUCUUCACCCUGAAUUAUUUUCUGUGGACAACGGCCUUCUGACCCCAACAAUGAAGGCUAAAAGGGUAGAGCUUCGGAAUUAUUUCAGGUCACAGAUAGAUGAACUUUAUUCCACCAUCAAAGUUUAGGAUGAGGAAGAAAGCUCAGAAGAAACCAAAACCACACCCCUUCCCACUCUUCUCCUGAUGGCCUUCACAUUGGUAAUCUUGAAGACGGCAAGCCUAGGGAAGGGAAUGUCCGUAUUUGACUUAUGCAUUGGGGGUUCACGUCACAGGAAUCUUAGAGGAAAUGGAACACUGCCUUACAGCCACCUCGUGUUGCACACCAUGUUUAUGGUGAUACACAAUUUCCAAAACGAGCCUUAAAAAUUGUAAAGAGGAAACUAUAAAUGUGCUAAGUUAUUCUCGACUUGCUCAGUUAAAAAGGGGGGUGUGAAAACUUCUGUCUCCCUGUUUUUCUAGCCAAGGGAUUAGGACUUUGCUAUUUCUGACAUGUCUGCUGCUUGCUGAAAAUUCUGCAGUUGUCUGCUGCUCUGAAGAGUACAGUGCACUGGAGGGACACUGUCCCUUAAAAAGAAUUGUCCCAGCUGGAGAACGUCACAAGUGGACCAGAGAUUUGUUUUCAAUCCCUGCCACCUUGCCUUCCCCAUCCCAUAUGCACUCUCACAACCCUUCUGAUUAAGGGUUAUGAAACCCAUGACCUUCUCCACAGUCCUCUAUUGUUCCUUUGGCGCAGAAGGUUCCCAGUGAAGC
Molecule: messenger RNA, 2835 nt
Organism: Ceratotherium simum simum (southern white rhinoceros)
Lineage: Eukaryota; Metazoa; Chordata; Mammalia; Perissodactyla; Rhinocerotidae
Source: RefSeq, a predicted model, not a curated record